This is a messenger RNA of Lynx canadensis (Canada lynx), 7567 nucleotides long. It is a transcript of the gene CCDC69, whose product is annotated as coiled-coil domain containing 69. Gene Ontology annotation, cellular component: nucleus; cytoplasm. Gene Ontology annotation, molecular function: microtubule binding. The record is from RefSeq and is a predicted model, not a curated record. NCBI's taxonomy places the organism in Eukaryota, Metazoa, Chordata, Mammalia, Carnivora, Felidae.
AUGGCACAACAGGUGGAGAAGGAGAGGGAGCUGGAGCUUCGAGAGAAACUAUAUGAACAGCAAAGAGCCCUGGAGGGAGAGCAUGAGGAGGCACUGCAAGUCCUCCGGGCCUCACACGAGCAGGAGAAGGAAGCCCUCACCCACUCCUUCCAGGAGGCCAAGGCAACCCUGCAGGAGACCAUUGAUGGACUGUCCUCACAGCUGGAGGUCUUCCAGGCCAAGAUGAAGAGGGUAGAGGAGUCCAUUCUGAGCCGAGACUAUAAGAAGCACAUCCAGGAUUACGGAAGCCCCAACCAGUUCUGGGAGCAGGAACUGGAGAGCUUACACUUUGUCAUCGAGAUGAAGAACGAGCGUAUCCAUGAGCUGGACAAGCGGCUGAUCCUCAUGGAAACAGUGAAAGAAAAAAUCUGAUGUUGGAGGAAAAGAUCACCACUUUGCAGCAGGAGAAUGAGGAGCUCCAAUGUCCGGGGCCGCAACCAGAUGGGUAUGUCAAGGCAGCUCCGGAGGACCUGCUUCUCGCCCGCGAGGCCCUGGAGAAGGAGUGCCAGUUGCGGCGACAGCUCCAGCAGGAGAAGGAGGAGCUGCUAUACCGGGUCCUCGGGGCCGAUGCUUCCCCCGCCUUCCCUCUGUCCUCAGUCACCCCACCCGAGGUCUCCUUCCCUCGCCAGCUAGGACGCAGGGCCAGGACGCCUGUGGUCACAGCGCCCUCUUGAGGAUUUACCAGAGAAGACAGCGGGGGCUCUCGUUCCAUGCCCAGGAGGGGCGGAGGGCAGGAGCGAGAGGGCAGCCAGGGUGUGAGCCCAGGGAGCCUGAGGGCUUGGGCCGUGCAGGAUACCCACCGGCUUUGAGGCCCCAGAAGCACCUCCCCUGAGUUGGCCAGGAAACAAGCAAGAGGAAGUCCUUCAUCCCUCCCAGUUCUCUCCGUCCAAAUCAGGGAAGUCCCGAGCUUUUCCCAGGGGCAGCCAGUGCCACUGAGGCCAUCUGACGAAGAAGUGACAACCCACUGGUCCUGACUUGUCAGCUCCCCCCCUCCCCGAGAUGUUCCCACCUCUGGUCGGGCCCUCCCUCAGCCUCAGGUUACCUCUCCUCUAAAACAGCCAGGGGAACCCAGCGAAUGAUACUUGAGUCACUACAGUGCCCCAUUCUAGGAUGGUGCGAGGCUCAGACCAGGGGCUGGGGGACUGGGAAGGAAGUGGCCCACACCCUGGGAAUCAACAGGGAAAGGCGGGCCGCUGGUAAGGGGGUCACUGGAGGCCCUUGGGGCUGGGGCUGGGUAUGGUGUGGGGCAGGCGACUGCUCCCGGUCCCGGAGUCUUGCUCAGCCCAGGGGUUAAGCCAGAGCAACUCCUCAGCCCUCCUGGUCCCUCAGUCUCAGUGACACCCGGGUACACGCAGAGCUGGGACCUCAUCCCUAUACCGACAAGGAAACCAAAGUGGGGAGUGGGGCCCCCAAAACAAGGACUAGGACCUCCUCGGUCAUCCAGCUCUUCGUGUGUUGUGCUUGUUUUCUCCCCAGGCUCCGGAAGGAUCAGAUGUGUGACUUAGUCUUUCUCCUCUGACCUCUACCUGCCCCACUCACUUCCGGUCCCUCUCUUACUCCUCCCUAUCUUGACUCCUUCUACCACCCCUAAUGCCAGGCGCCAGGACCCCGGAAUGUGGCCCUCAGCUUCCCCAUCCGUGCAGAGGGGCAGCUAGAGUAACCAAACUCAGCAUGCCUGUCCAGCCCAGACCGUCUGUGGGUUUACUGUUCUUCUCAGGAAGCUUCAGGUCAUCUGGAUGCCAUCAUGAUAAGCCCUCCCCUGCACAGAGCAUUUUAACUCAGUGCUCUCAGCUACACUUCCCUCCUCUCAUCUGCCUAAGAUUCUUGAAGCCGGUUCUCAUCCCUCUUCAGCAGCAGAGCAAACAGAUCACAGGAGCCAGAGGGCCUUGCCUGAGAUCCCUCAGCAAUAGCCCCACGCCCCAGGCCAGCAAGUAAGAAAAGACAAUCCAGUAGAACGGAGGUUUCCUCCAUCAUCCCAGAUCUCAGACUGCCUUCUUUAUUCCCCUGGAUAUGGUCUGGUCUUUAGCCAUGUGUAGUUCUGGGAGUUCAGAUGCGACUGUUUCUCCAUUCCUCCCCUAGUAGGGCUAGAGGAGUGCUGAGCUGUUUCUCCAGCCAUAGGAAAACAAGUUAUCUAUCUGGGAGCCUUGGGAACAGCUCUGGAGAGAAGUGCACACAUAGUUCUUCAUGAAACUUUUCCCAAAGCUUGUCUGGGAUACACUCAUUCAUUGCACAUUAAUAGGCAUGACCAAGAAAAGAAUCGAUGGCCAAGUAAUUUGAGAAACUCUAGAUUCAGUCCAGUUAAACAGAUCUGCAAAGUGCAGGACUUCUCAGAACCUUUAAUAUGGUAAUGUGCACUACAAAUUUCCAAGAAGGAAGCAGUGUCCAGCAUUUUCUAAACCUCUGCGACCAAUUUUCUACCCCAGCCUAAGCACUUCAGGCUGCAGAAUGCACUUUAGAGAGCAUGGUUUUAAUUGAGAGGGGCCGGGCUGGAGAAGGGGCAAGUCAUGGGGAGCAGGGUUUCCCUCAAGUAACCCAUGGUGGAUGCAAGGAGAUAAACUGCAGUCAUGGCCUCACACUGGGGCAGACAAGCCAUGGAAAUAAUGGUAUUGUGUUUAUCUGGCCCCUGUGUUUUCCUGGAACGGGGAGGAGGUGGCUCCUCUCUAAGGACCUUUGCCAGUGGCAGGAAUCAUUGAGGAGUAUGGUCUGGGCUUGGGUGACUCAUCAGUGACUCUGUACUCCCUCCUGGACUUCUGGUACCCCACUGGCCCUAGCUUUGCCCAGCCUUGGAGUGGGGCCCGAUGUUGGAGUGAUAGCUGGCCAUUAGAAGAGGUCAUGGGUGGGCAGAGUCUCAGGGGUCAGUGCAAAGGCUCUUUCUGCUCUGCAGGGGACAACGGCUUGGCAUAACAACACCAAGGUUCACACAGUUACCUACCCCUGUUUCUGCCCGCUGCUCCACACCAGGAUGCCUGCAGCCAGGGACAGAGCUAGGAAGGGGCAGGGGACACAUGAGAGCUUCUGGUUACACGGACGCGGGUGGUGGCAGUCCCCGUGCCCUGAAGGUUGGUAGCCCUGCAGGUGUAGAUGCCAGAGUCCCCAGCCCGGGCCUCUUCCACAUGCAGGGUACUCCCUGCCUCCUGCUGUACCUGGCCCUCUUGGCGAACGACACUGGCCCACUCGCUGACGUAGGGGGGUCGGCCCAGCUGCAGGGACAAAACAUAACUGUCCAUCAGCUACCCCAGGUGUCAUCUCUGACUUAGGCACCAGCAGGCAAGUAAGAGGUACUGUGUCCCUUCAGGGAAAGGGAGAGUGACUCGCCCAAGGUCACACACAUAUAUCAGAGCACCUGAAAGGCCAGGUUCUUUGUGGGAAAUGUGGGCUUCUCAAGUCCCUGGGGAGAAGCUGGGGUCUCCUCUCCUACUCAAGGAGACACAGGAAGUGACUUGGCUGGGAGCAGCACCCCGCGGGUGGGUUUUGCGGCACUCUGGUUUUGUGGGGUUGUUAAUGGGUGCUGCCUCCCCAGAGAAGGGGAGGUGGGGUUCUAUUAUGAAAAUUGUUUUGAGAAACACUGAGUCAAGUAAAAUUAAACUGGGGAGACUCCGGCCACUGAGUCUGUCACAUGUGCAUGUGAGUUUUGAAUCUCCGAGGCAGGCGAUGGUUAUAAGAGGCAGUGUUUUCCUAAAAGCACUUUUUUGGGAGGUUGGGGCUGGACUUUCUGGUAUGCUACCAUUCCAAGGAACAUGUUUGAGGAAAUGCUAGCACAGUGAAGCCAUGUCUCCCAACCAUGAGUGUGUUCUUUACCGCUUGCUGGGUCUCAGUUUCCAUUUUUGACAAAUGGGAGGAUUAUCCCCCGUUCGUUCCCUCCUAAGGCCUCUGGGGAGCUCACCUUCACCUUGUCUUUGCUGGGUCCAGCCCACCCUCUGAGGCUCAUGUCAAAUCCCACUCUUCCAGGAAGGCUUUUUAAGAAUUCCUGAAGUUUUCAGUGCUGGUGGAUCUGCUUUUUGACCCAGGUGCUCCCCAGAUGUUUGCAGGCUGUGGGGCUAAGUUCUCUGAGAGGAAGGAACAUCACUAUCACCUCUCCAACAACCCCUUAGGAAGGUCUGGCCCACGGCAGAUGCCCAGGAGACAGUUGCUAAUGUAUUUUGUUCAUCUCUUAUUAUACACACACUGGCCACAGGGACUGAGCACUUGCCUCGGCUCUGUUCUCAUGAGAUUUGGGCCAGUCUGGUCUCAACUCAAAUGUCACCUCAGAGAAGACUCCUUGACUCUAUCUUAAGGUGCUAUCGCAUCCGUCCUGUCGUAUCCUCAGGGUAGCACUUAGUAUUCUCUUGAUGACCGUGUUCAUUUGCCACUGUAAGCUUGCAGACAGCAGAAGCCAUAUCUCUUUUCGCCUCAUCCUUGUGGUCUCAGCACUUAGCACAGUGUCUGGCCUGUGGUGGGUGCUCCGUAAUUAUUGGAUAAAUUAACAAAGGAACGAAUUUUAUACAGUAGCCUGAGAAGUAGCUCUAUUUAACAAAUGAGGAAAUUGUGGCCCAGGAAAGGGAAGUGACUUGCCCAAGGUCACACAGAGAAGCAGUGUCAGGUUCCUCUGAAUCUUAGUCAAGCAGUGGUUCCGCUCUGUCAUGAUCACUCCUGAUCCUCCUCCUAAUUCCUCACCCCCAUGCUCCUGCCCAACACACCGUCAGCGCGCGCGCACAUAUGCACACACACACACACACACACACACACACGGCCUCCUCUUACCCUCGGCUUACCUUCUGCCCUGGAUAUUCCCAGAUAAAGUCCACAGCAAUGUCUGGCUCACCCAGAGCCGUGCAGGUCACACUGAAGUUCUCUCCCAGUUGGACUGAUGUUGCUGAAGCUUGGAUGGUGGGUUUGGGGGAGGAUGACGGGUCUGCCAUGGAGAAGACGGGAGAGAAAUGGGAACAAACAUGUUGAACUGAUUGUUGGAACCACUGAAUGAAAUGAAUGGGUGGAAUGAGUAAGGUCCCAGAGGGGAAUGGUUGGGGUGCUUGAAUUGAUAGGGGAUGGGUAGAUGAUGGAACUGGUGAUCUAAUGGAGGAUGGAUGAAUGGAAUGGUUGGCUUGAGGGCAGAUGGAUGGAUGGAAUAGUGUGACAUGAUUGAGAAUGAGUGGAUGGACAGAAAGCCUGCACUGAUGCAGUGUCGAUCAAUGGCUGGCUGACUGGCUGCCUGUCUGGACAAGAUGGUUGACUACGUGGGGUGUUCUUGAAAGCUGGUUGGUUGUUCAGCGUUCCGUGAUCCACAGAACUCAAAUCUGAAGUCCCUAAGAGGUAUCUCUCCCCAUAUCCUCCCUCGCCCCACCCACCCCAGCCCUAGGCCCACGCACACUUGAUGUAGAUCAGCAUGUACUUGGUAGAGAUUUGUCUCAAGCCACCCAGGCUGGCCAAGCAGAAGAGGGCUCCAGCCAAGGAAGCUCGGGGCCGGUGGAUGGUGAAGCCCUUCUUACGUCAAAGGAGAUUGUCUACUCCCAUCCACUGGGACUUCCUCCGGGGGGAACUCCCGAGUGCAGUGUCACGUGGGCCAGAGGGUUGGUCACCUGGCAGGGAAGCAGGACUGGUUGAUGGCUGUGCAACUGCACACUUAUAAUAAUCCUCGGUGGGGACAAAGAGUUCCUCUGGGUCUGGGAAGGAAGGAGGGAGAGAGACGAAUGAGCUUGGCACAGAGUAGUUGUUUCCUGAUGCUCUACCACCGCCCAUGAACAUGAGGUCCGUCUCGGGGACUUCAAAUCCCUCUUUCCCUGCCCAUUCCUGCCCUGGGGUGCUUUUUCCUCUCUGGUAAGGGCUUCUAAGACUGACAGCUGAAGACCAGCCUGCUAGUUCCAGCUUUGUCAUUUUGACUGACGUUCUUGGAGACCUGACUCCGGGGCACCUGUGAAGAAGAUGAAGGUCUUUCCCUGGCGGGCCUCGCCUUCUGCGCCCUCGCCAUCCUGGCAGUGCUGAGCCCAGCAGCUGUAUUCCCCCGUGUCCGCGCCCGUGGAGUUGACCAGCUGCAGCUGGCUGUGACGGCUGAAGUGCUUGAUUCUGAAAGACAGGUGUGGGGCUGGGCCAGGGUGAGGCAGGCAGGAGACAGGGAUGGCCUGGGACACCUAGUGAGCAGCGUGGAGUCGUCUGAGAGUCCCCCUCCCCAGCUUUCAUCACAUGGCCCACUCAGUCUUCUCCCUUCCCCACUUAGGCUGUAAGGGUUUCUGAUUGCUCGCCUGUCUCUCUGGCCUCAUGCACAUCUUCUGAUUGGUCCAUCUACCCCUCACAGACCUUGUCCUUGCGUCGCAAAUGGCAUCGCAAACGGCAUCCCCCAAACUCCUUUGUUGUCCUUGGCUCCUUCCCUGUGUCUCGCUCUUCAGGCCAGUAAAUGCCCUCUAAGCGACUCUACCCCCUAAAGGAGGCAGGGUUCCAGGAAAUCUCACCCUAAGAGGCUGAAUUGAGAGAAGGCGGACAAAUCUCCUGAACCCUUUUAUGUCCCAGCCUCUGCCUGAUUUUCUUCUGGACCUGGGGUGAGCGAUGCUGGUGGGGUCAACUCUGCCUUCAUUUCUGCCUCCCCUAUGAUGUCGUCCCUGACAUAAGGGCGUCUCAGCCCAACAUUCCGGCACAGAUAGGUCAGACAGCCUGUCCCCCGUACUACUGCCACCUUUCUCCCUGCAGGCACCAUUUGCUGCCCCCAGAAUUGACAUCCCGGAUUGUGGGAAGCCAUGGCUCUCAUUCUGUUAAACUGCUCCGCAACUGGUGGGUCUCGUGAGCCCAUCUCACUGUUUCUUUCAGAUGCCUGUAGUCAGAGGAGCUACUCCAUCGCAUACCUCAGGCGUUCCUUGCCCUCCUCUUCCAGGUAUACAGGCACCCUCCAGUGGACCACCUUGCCCCGGCAGCGAAGCUCCAGGGGAUCCCCAGCCCGCAGGCUGAGAGAGUCCCCCACCUUCUGGAAGCGGCCCCUCCCUAACACCAGGGUCAGAAUGGAGGAGGCUGGGAGGCUUGGGGCUGCAGCCUCCAUCUGUAGGGUCUUCUGGCUGAGGUCUGCUUUGGGUUUUUUCCCACCUGGGGCUCCUGGGGGCUUCACGUCUCCAGGGCUGGCUGCUUUGAAGGCUCUCUUUUUCUGAGCCUUGGGAGUUCUGCCAUGCUCCUGGAUUUCAGCUGUGGAGAGACAGGGUGGGUUUGGGGUCACCAGCCUUCACUGUUCAUCGCAAAUGGGGUCCUCUCCUCACCCCAGCAGUUGAUAGAACCUCAGAGCUCUGUUACCCUUUAUGCUUAUUACUACUACAAAGGUAAUCCUCACUCUGUGAUAAAAUACAGACAACCCUGAGAAACAGGGUUAAAUUUGCCCCAAAACUUACCAUCCAGAGAUAACCACCAUGAGUAUUUAAAGCAUAGUUUUCCAAUUUUCCAUUUUUAAUGCACAUAUUUUGAAGAAAUGGUCAAAAAAUAGAAUGGAACAGGAUAACACAUAUUUUUAAUAACCUACAUUUUCACUUAGUAAUAUGUUGUGAUUAUCAUUCCAUGUCAAUAAACAUGUAUACUAAAA